AUAUCAUUCUCAAUGUAGCAUCCUGCCAUUGAUGAGGGCUCAAAUUCAUUGAAUCUUUGAUCAAGACUUCGAACUUUGUCACUACAAGAUGAUGCAAACCUUGUCCAGUCAUGGACAAUUCAUCACUCGUUGCGACCUGGAUUAUGACAUAACAAAAGAAUUGCGGGAAUUCGACGAGACCAAGGCCGGAGUCAAAGGCCUCGUGGACUCUGGCGUGACCAAGAUCCCCAGGAUCUUCAUCCACCCGCCCGAGAGCUUGCACGGCUUGUCAUCCAACGCAAACGGUACCGGCCUCCAGGUCCCGAUCGUCGAUCUAGGAGGCUGUUGGGAUUCUCGCCGGCGAGACAUCACCGACUGUAUUCGCGAAGCAUCGGAGGCAUGGGGGUUCUUUCAGAUAAUCAAUCACGGGAUUCCGCUCAAUGUGAUGGACAGCAUGUUGGAGGGUGUGAAGAAGUUCCAUGAUCAACCAGUGGAAGUGAAGCAAGAGCUGUACUCUAGAGACGGUUCGAAGAGAGUGAGGUACUUUUGCAAUGGAGACUUUUUCCGGUCAAAGGCAGCAACUUGGAGAGAUAGUAUUGUGUUUGAUUUCCAGGAUGGUGUCCUAGAACCUGAGGCCGUUCUUCCUAUUUGCAGAGAGGCAGUUUUAGAGUACGAGAAGCAUAUGGCCGAACUGAAGAUGUCUUUAUCCGAACUAUUCUCAGAGGCAUUGGGACUUGGUUCUGAUUAUCUCAGCGGCUUUGAGUGUAUGAAAUCGGAGACAGUGGCAGGCCAUUACUACCCAGCUUGUCCUGAACCAGAACUGACUCUCGGUACAGUUAAUCACACGGACUUAUCGUGCCUGACUCUUCUCCUUCAAGACCACCACGGUGGUCUCCAAGUCCUCCAGGAAAACCACUGGGUUGAUGUGGUUCCUGUGAAGGGAGCACUUCUAGUCAACAUUGGAGACUUCAUGCAGCUUGUUACCAACGACAAGUUCAAAAGCGUGGAGCACCGAGUACUCGCCGGGCAGGUCGGACCCAGGGUUUCGGUCGCAUGCUUUCUCUCCCCAAGCAGGAUGCAGAAAACCAAACCCUUUGGGCCAAUAAAGGAGCUUCUCUCUGAAGACAAUCCACCCGUAUACAAAGAAACCUCUCUUUUGGAAUACGUCACCUACAAUAAAUCCCAUCACCCGGGUGGCAGUUCAGCACUUUCUCAUUUCAGGAUAAGUGACUCCAAAUAGAGCAGAGUUGUGGAAAAUCCUGAAUGACUGUGUCUUGACUGGUUAGUAUCGUAUAUCUGAGUUUGUCGCAGGACUUUGUAACUUCCUCUUCGAUCUGUGCAAUAAAAUCUUACUCAUCCAAAACAAA
Molecule: messenger RNA, 1346 nt
Organism: Syzygium oleosum
Lineage: Eukaryota; Viridiplantae; Streptophyta; Magnoliopsida; Myrtales; Myrtaceae
Product: 1-aminocyclopropane-1-carboxylate oxidase homolog 1-like
Exons: 3
Coding region: 89-1219 (376 amino acids)
Source: RefSeq, a predicted model, not a curated record